CAUACGCACCGAAGUCAAUACAUAAAGAUAUUCAGAUACAUACACAAACUCCAGUAACGCACUCACGCACACAUACAUACACUCACAUGUACACAACAGAGCGAACCAUGUCACACGAACCUAUCUUACACACACACACAUACACAGACACACGCGAACAGCACUAACCAUGUCACAUUAAACUGUCUUACACACGUACACACACAGACACACACACGCACGUAUACACACGCACGAACGCAGAUACACACGCGCGCGUGCGCUCAGAAGCAACAGCUCUAACCGUGUCACACGAAGCUAUAUUUUAUACACACACACUCAUACACACACGCACGUAUUCAUACACAGCUCUGUGUCACAUUAAACCAUCUUGCACACGCACAGACUAACUCACGCACGCAUACACACAUACGCAUACACGCAAACAGCUCUGUCACAGUAAACUUACACAUACACACACAUAUAGAUUCACACACACACACACAAACUCAUACACAACAGCUCCAACCGUAUCAGAUAAAACCUAUCUUACACCUACAUACAUAGACACAGACGCAGGCACACAUAAACACACACGCAGCCACACACACAUACAUACAACAACUCUAACUGUAUCACAUUAACCCAUCUUACGCACACACACACACACAGCGACUCUCACUCUCACUCAUACGUGAAACCAACACUCACUCACACUUCAACACAACAAUAUCACGCACUGACUGCUAGUCACAACACACUCAAAAACAACGUGCAGAGACUUCGUUACAAAAGGAAGAUCGGGGCACACCGAUCUAAUUUUUAAAGAAAAAGGAUAGUAGUAUAAAUAUAUUUAUACAUGUAUAUAUAUUCACACAUAUUUAUACGGAGCUGUUAUUUGGUUAUUAUUCUCUAUAAUCAUUAUUGUUAAUUAUUAUUAUCAUUUGAUUCUCGGAGGUUAAUUACAUACUCAAGAUAUUCUGUUUUAACCGUACUUGCAAGCCAUACUGAACUAAGAAGGAGUGAAGCAUUUAACCAAUUGUUACGAUAACAACAACAAACUUGUAUGGGAAGAAAAAUCAGGGUCAAAUUUUUACCAUUUUGACUGACUACCCGUGAUAAUUCGACUUCGACCUAUAAAAAAAUAGCAGUCAAAUCCACCCUCAAAAAUCAUAUCCGACCACCGUGUUUUUAACAACGGAAACGACACACUACAAAAUGUAGUCCUACGUAUUACCUAUGGAGAUGGGAUAGUCACGGCUGGAACGCCAAUGAUCAUAGGUCUUCUCGAUCAAGGCUGAGCUGGGGCUGCCAGUGUAUAUAUAUAUAUGUAUAUACAUACAUACAUAUAUAUAUAUAUACAUAUAUAUCUGCAUGCACAUAAUAUCUCUUAUUCAUCAGCCACCGACAUGCCAUCAUCUUCACCCGUCGUCGUAUCGCUCCAUCGCCGAAGACGAACUUUCCUCAUCGGUUCCUCCUUGUCAUCAUCACCAAAACCAUGGUCACGCUGGCCUCGACGGCGCCACUGCCUCAGUUAUGUUAUGGCCACGCUACUCUUGCUCUCUGCUGCCGACGUGGGGCGAUGUCGUGCUGACGACCAAGCGCCCCUAAACCGCAAAGGGAAAUUUACCAACGAUGUCAACAGUAACAACAUCAAUCGCAACACCAAUAACAACAACAAUAACAACCACAACAACGCAAACCAUCGUUCGAAGAAUGAGCACAAAUUGCAAGCGCUUUUGAAACUGAACUACAAGGAUUCGGACAGCGGACAAGACCGUACGGAAACCAUCCGCGCUAUGUUCUUGGCAGGUAGCGCCGUUAAGACUGUGUCAGGUUUAGUUAUACAUGUUCGAUCAGGCAAUAAUUCCUUUGGAUGUACCACUAUUGAUAACCCGCCGCCCCCGAGCGUAAAGCAGUGGAUUGCUAUACUUAUGAAAGGUGGCUGUGAUUUCAUCGACAAAAUCCGGGUGGCGGCUGCUUUCAAUGCCUCGGCUGCGGUCAUCUAUGACGAGAAAAACGGGCUACAACCUGUCUUUGCUAACAGGCGACAAGAUGCUGACGAUCAUCUGUUGUUGUUUAGCCCCAGGUCAGCUCCAGUUGAAGAGACCUAUGAUGAGAGGCAUACCAGCUUUGGCACCAAAGUGACAGUACUUAUAAGCAGAAAGGAUGGGGACAAAAUUUCAACCCUUCUCGACAAUGGGACCAAGGUACAGAUGCACAUUUCACGCCUACAGUCACCAGCCACCCUCAACAUCAGCCGUACAUCCAUAUUGUUCGUAUCCAUAUCAUUCAUAGUUCUGAUGAUUAUCUCCCUUACGUGGCUAAUCUUCUACUACAUCCAACGUUUUCGCUAUGCUCAUGCCAAGGAAAGACUCACGAAACGUCUUGCAAAUGCUGCUAAAAAGACAAUCGCCAAAAUUCCUCAGAGGACUAUAAAAUCUGGAGACAAAGUAAGUGUUUGUUAUUAUUUUUUUAUUUUUCUUUAAACACU
Messenger RNA from Octopus bimaculoides (California two-spot octopus), 2473 nucleotides. RefSeq names its product RING finger protein 150. Lineage: Eukaryota; Metazoa; Mollusca; Cephalopoda; Octopoda; Octopodidae. The record is from RefSeq and is a predicted model, not a curated record.